Gossypium arboreum is the source of this 1360-nucleotide messenger RNA. Its product is annotated as zinc finger protein AZF1. Lineage: Eukaryota; Viridiplantae; Streptophyta; Magnoliopsida; Malvales; Malvaceae. The transcript has a single exon. The coding region runs from base 451 to 1131 and encodes 226 amino acids. Gene Ontology annotation, biological process: response to stress. Gene Ontology annotation, molecular function: DNA-binding transcription factor activity. The record is from RefSeq and is a predicted model, not a curated record.
GGAUUCGGCCAUUACCUUUUCAACCAUAUCCCAUGUUUCCACUACUAAACACACACUUCCACCUUAUCAUCGUAUGUGUGGGGGAAGUUAAAUAUUGAAGUAGCAACUUCCCUAGUAUUUUACCAAACAAACGUACGGAAAGUUCCUGUUGAAAUUACUGCAAGAAUAAACAAAGUCUUGAUUGUUGACUUAGAAACAGUCACCAGUUUGAAGACAACACCAAUUUAUUACUAUAACAACCCAAUCCACACUCCACUCAACCAAUGGACGACGACAUGCAAACAUAAAACUUUCUUCAACCUGCUCAUUCUCAGUCUCCACUUAUUAAGCACUUUCUUUCCAUGCUUCCCUUCUAUUCCUUGUUCCUCCCAAUAUAAAAACCAUUCCUUUGUUCACUCUAAACGCUCACUCCAAGCCAACCCCAACUCCCCAUUGAAAAACCUCUCUUGAAUGGCUCUUGAAACGUUGAAUUCUCCAACUUCAGCCCCUCCACUGCUCCACCAUGAUGAUACAGUUGACUACCACUGUGUUGAGCCAUGGACAAGGAGGAAAAGAACAAAAAGACCCAGAACUGAAAACCCGCCAACGGAAGAAGAAUACUUAGCUCUUUGCCUUCUCAUGCUGGCUAAGGGAACCACCAGGAACAACCCCUCAGGCUCAGCUGCCGCCAAAAACUCCCUCAAUCAUAACUACAAGUGUGAAGUUUGUAACAAAUCGUUUCCAACUUAUCAAUCUUUAGGGGGACACAAGUCCAGUCACAGGAAAUUUGUUGGAGCUGAUGAAGACUCCACAACCACCGCUGCUGCUGAAGAUAAAUUCACCGCAUCCACGACGGCUACAAAUUCACAUGCCAUGAUCAGCAACCAAGGUGGCAAGACACACACGUGUUCCAUCUGUUACAAGACGUUUUCUUCAGGUCAAGCCUUGGGAGGACAUAAAAGAUGCCACUACGAAGCUGGCAGCAACAAUAAUAACAGCGGUAACGAUGGUGUUAAAUCCUGGAGCCAGAGUCAACGUGACUUCGACUUGAAUUUACCUGCUGGACCAGAUGAAACAAGUAUGGACGUUCUUAGACAAGAUAAAUUUUGCCGCAACGAUGAAGAGGUCGAGAGUCCGUUUACCGACGCUUAAGCACGGAAGCUGCAAGGUUUAUUGAAUGUUUUGUAAAAAAUCAGAUUUAGAUUAGGUGAAUGAUUGGAGUGGACUUUGUUGUUGUUUAUUUUAGUCUUUUUCUUUUUCAAUUUAAUUGGCAUGUUUUAACGUUAUUUAUUUAUUUACUUUUUUAGCUCUCUCUUGGUUUUGUUGAUGUACAUGAGGAUUAAGGUCAUUAUAAAAUAUUUGUUUGUUUGGUAUUGAAAAA